ACCUUUAAUUUACUCCCAAACCAAGCCAAACGAACCAGCGCCGCAGCCCGCAGCGCACCCAUCCCACCAAACAAACAGCUAGCAGGCGAGGCGACCCGCUCCGACCGAGAGCCGAUGCCGACGCCGUACAGCGCGGCGGCGCUGCAGCAGCACCACCGGCUGGUCUCCUCCUCCGGCGGCCUGGCGGUGGCGGCGGCGACGGGGGCACACAGGUGCGGCGAGCACGACGGGACGGUGCCGCCGGAGGUGGCGCGGCACCACGAGCACGCGGCGCCGGGGGGCCGCUGCUGCUGCUCGGCGGUGGUGCAGCGCGUGGCGGCGCCCGCGGCGGACGUGUGGGCCGUGGUCCGGCGCUUCGACCAGCCGCAGGCGUACAAGAGCUUCGUGCGCAGCUGCGCGCUGCUGGACGGCGACGGCGGCGUGGGCACGCUGCGGGAGGUGCGCGUGGUGUCGGGCCUCCCCGCGGCGUCCAGCCGGGAGCGGCUGGAGAUCCUGGACGACGAGCGGCACGUGCUGAGCUUCAGCGUGGUGGGCGGCGAGCACCGGCUCCGCAACUACCGGUCGGUGACCACGGUGCACCCGGCGCCGGGGGGGAGCGCGUCGGCCACGCUGGUGGUGGAGUCGUACGUGGUGGACGUGCCCCCCGGGAACACCCCCGAGGACACCCGCGUGUUCGUGGACACCAUCGUCAAGUGCAACCUCCAGUCCCUCGCCCGCACCGCCGAGAAGCUCGCCGGCCGAGGGGCGGCCUACGGCGCGCUGCCGUGAUCGAAUCGAAUCAGAAUCGCAACCGCAACCGCAAUCGCCGGCCCGUGCCUCCCCUCCGGUGGUCAACUCAAGCCCAGCCUCGGCCGCAGGGGCGUUUCGGUAAAAUCGCGCUCCGAUUUCCGAUUAAUGAAUCCAAAUCCAUGGUGGUGGUGCGCGGGUGGUGGCGGUCGAUUAUUUUUCUCUUGUUCUUUCUCGCUGUUUCUCCUUAUCGCGAGACACCCCCCUUGUAGUAGUGCUCCUAGCUCUAGUCUUCGUUCGUUCCCCUUCGUUGUUCUCGGUAAGAUGAUAAGAUUUGACAGGAAUUGAGGAGUAAAAACUAGCUUGGACCGAUGCAAGACUCAUCAACAUCUCUGUAUAUAUUCUUUCAGUUUCUCGUUGCA
Messenger RNA from Triticum aestivum (bread wheat), 1148 nucleotides. RefSeq names its product abscisic acid receptor PYL4. Gene Ontology annotation, cellular component: nucleus; cytoplasm. Bases 115 to 768 code for a protein of 217 amino acids. The transcript is spliced from 2 exons. Gene Ontology annotation, biological process: abscisic acid-activated signaling pathway. NCBI's taxonomy places the organism in Eukaryota, Viridiplantae, Streptophyta, Magnoliopsida, Poales, Poaceae. The record is from RefSeq and is a predicted model, not a curated record. Gene Ontology annotation, molecular function: protein phosphatase inhibitor activity; signaling receptor activity; abscisic acid binding.